Molecule: messenger RNA, 885 nt
Organism: Frankliniella occidentalis (western flower thrips)
Lineage: Eukaryota; Metazoa; Arthropoda; Insecta; Thysanoptera; Thripidae
Product: cuticle protein 19-like
Exons: 2
Cellular component (GO): extracellular matrix
Source: RefSeq, a predicted model, not a curated record
CCCAUCGCCUACGCUCCCGCCCCCGUGGCCUACGCCGCCCCCGCAGUCGCCAAGGUCGCCGUAGCCGAGCCUAUUGCCCAUCCCCGGUACGCCUUCAAGUACGGCGUGCACGACGCGCACACCGGGGACGUCAAGAGCCAGGCGGAGGAGCGCGACGGCGACGUGGUGCGUGGCGAGUACUCGUUGCUGCAGCCCGACGGCACCACACGGACGGUGCACUACACGGCCGACAGCCACAACGGCUUCAACGCCGUGGUGUCCAUCAGCGGCCACGCCGCGCACCCCGUCACCCCCGUCAAGGUGGCCGCCCCCGUGGUGCAGCAGGUGGCCGUCCAGGCCGUCCACGCGGCGCCGCAGUACGCGGUGCAGACCGUGCACCAGGCGCCGCAGUACGCCGUGCAGACCGUGCACCAGGCGCCCGCCGUGCUCUCCCUCGGCCACGGCGGCCUGGGCCUCGGCCACGGUGGCCUCGGCGGCAUCAGCCUCGGCGGCCUCGGCGAGUACGGAGGACAUUAUUGAGUCUCUAGUGUUCCUAUGAGGUCUAUGUGCCAAGACACGAGCAGGCCUGCGCCAGCCCCCGCAGUGCAGCGGCUGCUGCUCGAAGUCCUCGCCUACCUGACGAGCCCCGUGCAAGCGCGAGCUCUUCCUCGGGGGGCCCGCUGCGCUCGCCCUGGACUUUGACAUUCAGGUUGACUACUGCCCUCUCCUCCCGUGGCGCCGCAGCCGCUCCAGUCAACUGGCUCCGGUCUCCAGCGGAGGUCAAGUGCCUGUCUGGAAGAGCCAGCAACAAUGGGCGGAAAAGGGGGGGGGGAUGAUUUAUUCUCAUUUGAAGGGAACUAAACGAAAAGAAAACCAAAAUAAAGCUGUGUUGCCAAAUCAUAGUGA